Molecule: messenger RNA, 4113 nt
Organism: Acanthopagrus latus (yellowfin seabream)
Lineage: Eukaryota; Metazoa; Chordata; Actinopteri; Spariformes; Sparidae
Product: chromaffin granule amine transporter
Exons: 18
Coding region: 669-2258 (529 amino acids)
Biological process (GO): transmembrane transport; aminergic neurotransmitter loading into synaptic vesicle; xenobiotic transport
Cellular component (GO): synaptic vesicle membrane; terminal bouton
Molecular function (GO): xenobiotic transmembrane transporter activity; serotonin:sodium:chloride symporter activity
Source: RefSeq, a predicted model, not a curated record
GUGUGAAACCACUGGAUCUCUGUAAACAGCUGAGCUGAGAGACCACUGUUCAUGUUGUAACAUUUGUAAGCAUGAAACCACUAAAUAUUAGCAUUAAAGGCUAUUAAAGGCUAGCAAGCAAGAGGCCACUGUUGACAGUUUGAUGAGAUACCUGCCCAUGUGUAUCUCAUCUCACCAAGAGACCGUUGUUUGGGAGCUCACAUUUCAACAUUUGUAAGCAUGAAACCGCGGCAUGUUCUAGGUGAAAACUGGGAGAGAAGGCUGCUGGGAGACGACUGUUUGAGACAUCACAACACCAGUAAGUGUGAAACCACUGGAUAUUUUAAUGGCAGCCACGCAAGAAGGCUUCCAACCAGGAGAGAGACCACUGUUCAAGAUGUGCUUCAAUAUUUGUGAGAGUGAAACCACUGGAUAUUUAUCUAGAGCUGCGUGAGAAGGAUGCUAAGUUAGAGUUAGUGUGAAACCACUGGAUACUCUGCUGUGUUUGUGGAGACAGAACCAGGUGAUGUUUCUGAACCGGACCAGAGCAGAACACGGCAGGGAACACUGGACCUGAAGACAGAAAACUGAGAAAUGUGAGCUGAAGGUGUGAACAGCUGUCAGAUUGAGGCUGUUAUCGGUCCGUCAGCAGCUCAGAGAACAAGAACCGGAGCACCAGUCGUGCAGACAUGGCGUGGCUCCAUCAGAGUCGAGGUUCUCCCAGACUCGUCCUGGUUGUGGUGUGUGUCGCUCUGCUGCUCGACAACAUGCUGCUUACUGUGGUUGUGCCAAUCAUCCCAACAUUCCUCUACGCCAUGGAGCAUCCCAGUCCAGAGCCCCAGGCCGCCCAGCCCUCCCUGCUCCCUCUGCCCAGUCAGAGUGCUCCGAUCCUGGACACACAGUCGGAGCAGAGCCCCUCCUCGUCUCCUCCCACCUUCCCUCCUCUGGUGUCCCUGUUCGACAACACCACCUUCAGCCUGCAGGAGAUCCGGACUGAACCGACUCCAGGAGGCGAUCUGACCAGCUCGACCCCGGACCGGCAGAUCAACGAGACCACUGACGCUGCUGAGUCGUCUUGUCUUCAGGACAGUCUGUUUCUGGAGGAGGAGAAUGUCCGUGUUGGUUUGCUGUUUGCCUCUAAAGCUCUCAUCCAGCUGCUAGUCAACCCGUUCGUUGGCCCGCUCACCAACAGGGUCGGAUAUCACAUCCCCAUGUUUGCUGGCUUCAUCAUCAUGUUUGUGUCCACCAUCAUGUUUGCGUUCUCAGGGACCUACGCUCUGCUCUUCUUCGCUCGCUCUCUGCAGGGAAUCGGCUCGUCCUUCUCGUCUGUGGCAGGUCUGGGUAUGUUGGCCAGUGUGUACACAGAUGAUGAGGAGAGAGGCAUCGCCAUGGGCAUCGCACUGGGAGGACUGGCUAUGGGAGUCCUGAUCGGAGCUCCGUUCGGCAGUGUGAUGUAUGAGUUUGUGGGGAAGAGCGCCCCCUUCCUGAUCCUGGCCUUCCUCGCUGUGUUUGAUGGAGUGUUGCAGCUGUGUAUCCUGCAGCCUUCAAAGAUCUCUCCUGGGAGUGUGGAGGGGACUCCGUUACUGACGCUGUUAAAAGAUCCGUACAUCCUCAUCAGUGCAGGCUCUCUGUGUUUCGCCAACAUGGGCGUGGCCAUCCUGGAGCCAACUCUGCCCAUCUGGAUGAUGCAGACCAUGUGCUCCCCUAAGUGGCAACUUGGUAUGGCCUUCCUCCCUGCCAGCAUCUCCUACCUGAUUGGAACAAACCUGUUUGGUGUCCUCGCCAACAAGAUGGGGCGGUGGCUCUGCUCCAUGUUGGGGAUGUUCAUCGUGGGCAUCAGUCUGCUGUGUGUCCCUUUUGCCACCAGUAUCUACGGUCUGAUUGGUCCAAACGGAGGUCUGGGCUUCGCUAUAGGUAUGGUCGACUCCUCCAUGAUGGCCAUCAUGGGUUACCUGGUCGACAUCCGUCACGCCUCCGUCUACGGCAGCGUGUACGCCAUCGCUGAUGUGGCGCUGUGUAUGGGGUUCGCUAUAGGUCCGUCCACAGGCGGCGCUCUGGUCCGGGCGGUGGGUUUUCCGUCUCUCAUGGUGUUUAUCGGCGUGAUCAACAUCCUGUACGCUCCGCUCUGCUUCCUGUUACGUAACCCUGCUGUCAGGGAGGAGAAGAUGGCGAUCAUCGACCAGGAGUGUGUGAUGCACAGGAAGAGCUACAACACACAGAAGGACAGUCGUGAGUUUCCUCUGAGCGACUACAGUGAAGAAGAGGAGACGGAGGAGUGACACACACACACACACACACACACACACACACACACACACACACACACACACACACCUGAAGAUGUCCAUGUUGUGAUGUUGUCUCUGAACACAUUUUACCUUCAUCAUCAGACUUCCUGUCGUCACAGUCAGAACAGAGCAGACAUCGAGCGCUUCUUAAAGGGACAGUGUCACCUGGCACACGUGUGCUCGUCCACAUUAAACCUUCAGUGGCUCUUUGAAACAGCGACCGUCUGUUACAGUCCAGCUCGGAUCAAACGGGUUCACACAACGCUCAGUCAGCUUUUCACAACCAAUUAAAUCUUUCUGUAUUUCAGAGGAUGUCAGAGUUUUGGAAUCUGGAGUUGGCAGUCACUUUAUUCACUGGCAUGAUGGUUGUGAUGUCAUUCACAUCAACCAGCAAUGAUUGGUCCGUCAGAGCCAAAGGAGGAGUAACCAUAGUGACGGAGGGGCGAUGGCGGACCAACCUAAGAAGCUUCCAGCAGAAGUUAGUGAGGCUCCAGAUGAAAAAGUGACUGUACGUUGUGUAAUUACUCUCACUGCCUGAAGGGGGAGACACAGAGUCCACUGUGUGUUUGAAUGUAGCCAGUAGCUGAUGGAGGCUGUGAUUGGCUCCUUUGAUUCUUUGUGUGCAGCUUUACAGAGUUAUGAAUCUUAGUACAUUUAUGGUAAUUCCACCAGAAGACACCUGAUGACCUCCAGCUGACCGUUAGCUGCGCCCGCUCCCUUCAUCACUGUUACUAUGCAUGAGGGCUGUUGAGCGUUGAACGCAGAUUUAACAUCUAAAUUCACGUUUGGAUCAAUGUGUUCUGGAGUUCAGACGGACGUGAACAGAAGCAGCACUUACUGCUGCACAUUUUGCAGCUAGCUACUCAAAACUAACUCAGUGAGUUGAACACCUGCGAAUGAGCCCAAACAUGCUAACUCAUUAUGCAGAGGCUAAAGCUAACAUUUCCAUGGUACAAAAACAUCAUUGUCAUCAGUUGAAGAUCCACUCAGCCUACGAGCUUAAGAGAUGGAGAUAAAGGAGCAGUGCUUCUGUUUCGGGGCCGCUAACGUUAGCUUUAUCUCUGAUAGCAUCCAGAACAUGGUGGAUAUUCCAGAGCUGAGAGUUAGAAUGAGCUAGUUAGCCAAACAUGCUAACACUAGCAGCUAAUGUUAGAGCAAACACUCUUUAAUUUGGUCUGAUGCUACUGUUGCAAACGGUCAGCUGGACUCAGCCUGUCGAUCAGUUCGUCUGUUUCAUUUAAAUCUCUCUGUUAACAUGAUGUAAACAUGAAGCUUCUCCAUCAAUCGGUCAGGAGGCUGUUUAAACUGAAAAAUACAAUUCAUUCAUAAAUCCCAUAGUUAUUUUAAGGGGUUUGGCAUUAAUUAAAAAGAUUUGCAUGUAAACGUGAGUUUAUUUUGUGUGUCAUUAAUGUUCCAAGUGUCGAGAUGUAAAACUGAGUCUGUAUCUGACCUCUGAUCUGAGUCACCAUUAAAACCUGCAGUAACCUGGACAACACCGGCUCACCUGUGUGUGUUCGUCUGUCCUCAACACUGUGGAGUGUGAGACUCUGUGUGUGUGUGUGUGUGUGUUCACAUGCUUCUUAUCUGCUCUUUAAUUUCCUGUCACGGCUCGUUUGUUCGUCAGAGGAAUAGAUGGCUGGACAGACAAAAGCGCCGUCGGAUGGAAAGGCAAACAGGAAGUGGAUGAAAAACUGGCAGACUUUUCUUUCAUGGAGUCAUUUCACCACAACAACAAACACUGACGCUCAUAUUCUGAGUGUUUGCCCUGAUACAAGAACACAAUAGGAAGCUUGUUACAUCACAGGAUGAAUCAUGGGAACUCAGACCAGCUGACGUCUGUUCUUCA